Molecule: messenger RNA, 4966 nt
Organism: Callorhinchus milii (elephant shark)
Lineage: Eukaryota; Metazoa; Chordata; Chondrichthyes; Chimaeriformes; Callorhinchidae
Gene: rasgrf2b
Product: Ras protein-specific guanine nucleotide-releasing factor 2b
Exons: 27
Coding region: 1-3828 (1275 amino acids)
Biological process (GO): positive regulation of GTPase activity; Ras protein signal transduction
Cellular component (GO): plasma membrane
Molecular function (GO): guanyl-nucleotide exchange factor activity; protein binding
Source: RefSeq, a predicted model, not a curated record
AUGCAGAAGAGCGUCAGAUACAAUGAAGGACACGCUCUGCACUUGGCGCUCGUUGCGCGCAAAGAGGGGACGAAGCGCGGGUUCCUGAGCAAGAAGACGGCGGAGAACAGCCGGUGGCACGACAAGUGGUUCGCCCUCUACCAGAAUGUGCUCUUCUACUUUGACAACGACCAGAGUCACAGACCCGCCGGGAUCUACCUGAUCGAGGGCUGCACCUGCGAGCAGGUACCCGCACCCAAACCCCCCGCUGUGGGCAAAGAGACCCCGCACAAGCAGCAUUACUUCACGAUAAUCUUUGGCCAUGAAGGACAGAGGCCACUGGAGCUUCGGAUUGAGGAAGAAGGUGACUGUGAGGCGUGGGUAGAUGCUAUUCAACAGGCCAGUUACUGUGACAUUAUGAUUGAGCGAGAGGUACUGAUGCAGAAGUAUAUUCACCUGGUUCAGAUCGUGGAAACCGAGAAAAUUGCAGCCCAUCAGCUCCGCCAGCAGUUAGAGGAUCAAGACACGGAGAUUGAGAGACUAAAAGCUGAGAUUGUUGCCCUCAACAAGACUAAAGAACGGAUGCGUCCUUAUCAGGGGAAUCAGGAGGACGAAGAUCCUGAUAUUAAAAAGAUUAAGAAGGUUCAGAGCUUUAUGAGAGGCUGGCUAUGCAGAAGGAAGUGGAAGACAAUUGUUCAGGACUAUAUCUGCUCUCCCCAUGCAGAGAGCAUGAGGAAGAGGAACCAGAUAGUCUUCAACAUGGUGGAGGCGGAAGCAGAGUAUGUGCAGCAACUUUACAUCCUGGUGAAUUGCUUCCUGCGGCCUUUGAGGAUGGCUGCAAGUUCAAAGAAGCCCACGAUAAGUCAUGACGAUGUCAGCAGCAUUUUUCUCAACAGCGAAACUAUCAUGUUCCUUCAUGAGAUAUUUUAUCAAGGAUUGAAAGCACGGAUAGCUAACUGGCCAACUCUCAUAUUGGCCGACUUAUUCGAUAUUUUAUUACCUAUGCUGAAUAUCUACCAAGAGUUUGUCCGAAACCAUCAGUACAGUCUGCAGGUGUUGGCAAACUGUAAGCAAAACAGGGAUUUCGACAAGCUGCUGAAACAGUAUGAAUCAAAUCCAGCAUGCGAGGGACGGAUGCUGGAGACCUUCCUUACAUAUCCUAUGUUUCAGAUCCCACGGUAUAUAAUAACACUACAUGAACUCUUGGCACAUACGCCACAUGAGCACGUGGAAAGAAAAAGCCUGGAAUUUGCCAAGUCAAAACUGGAAAAUUUAUCAAGAGUAAUGCAUGAUGAAGUGAGUGACACAGAAAAUAUUCGGAAAAACCUUGCAAUAGAGAGAACGAUUGUGGAAGGAUGUGACAUCUUGCUGGAUACAAGCCAGACUUUUGUACGCCAAGGUUCUCUUAUACAGCUCCCUUCGGUGGAGAGAGGGAAGCUCACCAAAGUCCGUCUAGGCUCCCUUUCUUUGAAGAAGGAAGGAGAAAGGCAGUGCUUCUUAUUUACAAAGCACUUUUUAGUUUGCACAAGAAGUUCCGGAGGAAAGCUGCAUCUUCUGAAGACUGGAGGUGUUCUCUCCCUGAUGGACUGCACUCUUAUAGAAGAGCCUGACUCCAGUGAGGAUGAAUCCAAAAGCUCUGGACAGGUUUUUGGGCACCUAGACUUCAAAAUUGUGGUCGAGUCUCCCGAUGCUCCACCAUUCACUGUUGUGCUGUUAUCUCCAUCGCGACAGGAAAAGGCUGCGUGGACAAGUGACAUUAGUCAGUGCAUAGACAACAUAAGAUGCAAUGGUCUGAUGAACAACGUGUUUGAAGAAAAUUCAAAAGUUACAGUGCCUCACAUGAUUAGAUCUGAUAUCCGACUUCACAGUGAUGAUAUUGAUAUCUGCUUCAGUAAGACACUGAACUCCUGUAAAGUGCCACAGAUUCGCUACGCCAGUGUCCAGCGACUUCUGGAGAGACUAACCGAUUUGCGCUUUCUCAGCAUUGACUUCCUGAACACCUUCCUUCACACCUACCGUACAUUCACCUCUGGACUGGUGGUCCUAGAGAAACUGACUGAUAUCUACAAGAAGCCAUUCACCUCCAUCCCCUUCAGGUCACUGGAACUAUUUUUCGCGACUAGUCAGAGCAGCAGGUCAGAGCACAUGAACGAUGGAAAAUCCCCUCGAUUGUGCCGCAAGUUUUCUUCGCCUCCUCCGCUCUCAAUCUCCCGGACCUCAUCUCCCAUCCGAACUCGAAAACUCUCCCUCAGUUCUCCUGUGAAUUCUAGAGUAGGAGCUCUCGACCUUUCCACCACCUCCUCCUCCACCUCCUCCUCCUCCUCCUCCACCUUGAGCAAUCCUACCUCUGCUUACACCCCAAAUACCUCUCCACCUCCCGUAGCGACUAAAGUACCACUCGAUCUCAGCAAAGGCCCCUCACCCCCAGAUCAGAUUCCCCUGUCGACAGAGGAAAAUUCAGAGCAUCCCCGUGUUGAUAUAAGCAAGUUACGAAGAAGCUUCAGGAGAGCAGGUCUAGAGUCUCUGUCUUUGGACAAGACAAUUCCAGAAGGGGCUCAGACUGUCGAGGCAGCAGAAAUGUCUCCAUGUAGAUCUCCUUCUACCCCACGGCAUCUCAGAUUCCGGCAGUCAGGAGGUGAGGUUCAGUCUGGUGUGAUGGGAGCCGGCUGCAGAGAGAUGGACAAUGCACGCUGCUCUGUGUCUCCUACUUCAGCAUUCGCCAUUGCCACAGCGGCAGCAGGACAUGGAAGUCCGUCAGCCGAAAACACAGGAGUGCAGGAAAAGUUUAGACGAGUUUCUAUGGGAGGAUUUAACAAUACAGAGCGCAUGUGUGAUAAAGAAUUUAUAAUCCGUAGGGCAGCUACAAACCGUGUCUUGAAUGUCCUCCGACACUGGGUUUCCAAACACUCUCAGGAUUUUGAGAUGAACAGUGAGUUGAAGGCAUGUGUUCUGGGGUUGUUAGAAGAAGUGAUGCGAGAUCCUGAUCUUCUGCCGCAAGAAAGGAAAGCUACCGCCAACAUUUUAAGUAAACUCUCUGUCAGUGCGCUUUCACAUGAAGAACUGGAUGAUGCACAGCUGAGGAUGGAAGAUAUUAUACAGCUGACAAAUGGCCCCAGGAUGGAAUCCUUUGAGACUCUCUCAGCCAUGGAACUAGCAGAGCAGUUAACACUCCUUGAUCAUAUUGUUUUCAGAAGCAUACCAUAUGAGGAGUUUCUUGGUCAAGGCUGGAUGAAACUUGAUAAAAAUGAACGGACCCCAUACAUCAUGAAAACCAGCAAGCAUUUUAAUGAUAUGAGUAACCUGGUUGCUUCUCAAAUCAUGAUACACACUGAUGUGAGCUCCCGUGCCACUUCCAUUGAGAAGUGGGUAGCAGUGGGAGACAUUUGUCGUUGCAUGCACAAUUACAAUGGCGUCCUUGAGAUCACCUCAGCCCUGAACAGGAGCGCAAUCUACAGACUGAAGAAAACCUGGGCAAAAGUGUGCAAACAGACGAAGGCCGUAAUGGACAAACUUCAGAAGACCGUCUCAUCUGAAGGAAGAUUUAAAAACCUGAGAGAAACAUUGAAAAACUGUAAUCCUCCCUGCGUUCCAUACCUUGGGAUGUAUUUGACUGAUCUAGCGUUUAUAGAAGAAGGGACACCCAAUUUUACUGAAGAAGGCCUUGUAAACUUUUCCAAAAUGAGAAUGAUAUCGCACAUUAUCAGGGAGAUACGCCAGUUCCAACAAACCCCAUACAGAAUAGAUCAUCAGCCAAAGGUUAUUCAAUACUUACUUGACAAAGCAGUUAUUAUGGAUGAAGAUACACUGUAUGAGCUGUCCUUAAAACUUGAACCAAGACUCCCUGCAUGAGCGGCAAUACUUUUUUGUGGCUGCAAAGAGUUUGUAGCAGCUUAGUGUAACAAACCAAGUAUAGAUGCCAUGCCUGUGGAGUGCAAGAUAUCUACCCAGGGAUAAUGCAAGCAUGAGUUUUCUUCAAGAGGAGGUGGAAUCUUACAGGGAGAUUGUCCAUGACACUUUGGACGAUGGUGAACUUUGGGGUGAAAGUUUACGGUUGUAAUUUUCCUUUCAAAAACAAAAUGAACAAUGCACGAAGAUUUUGCUUCUAAGUAGCAUGAAAACAAGACUGACCACAAGCUAUUAUUUCAAAAUUAACAGAAUAAUUUUUUCUGCAAAAUGCAGUUUAAGUGACAGGCAUCAAGACAACUAUCUUCACCUGGAAACAUAGAUCUUUAGUGUAAAAUGAUUCAGCAAUUUUAGUAGCAAGCAGGGAACCGGGAGAGGGCGAUGCUUUUGCCUGUCAGUCAGUGAAGAAUAAAAAAAUCUAAAGGACUUUCGAAGGCUUCUGAGAGAAAUUUCUUUCUGAAUAAAAUUGUGGGCAAAAUCGAAAAGGAUCCUGUUGAGUUAAUAUAGAGCAACAUGCAAGUGAAGUAUAAACACAUGGAAGUUGCCUCUAUUUGUUUUACAUUUGGACAGUUGGAAAAUUUUAAUCUUUAAUUAGCUUUGGAUGUGACGGAGGUUUGCUGUUGCCAUCCUCAGAGAGACUAAGACACUGAAGCAGCUUCUAAAAACUUGAAAGGCUCAGAUAUCAGCAUGAGAUGAAUGCGGAAUCCCUAUGGCAUGAUUUCUAAAGGACAAAAUCUGCUUACUUGAUAUCAGUUUUGUUGUACACAUUAGAGUAUUCUUGAGAAUACAGGUAAUACUGCAAUAGUCAUUUGGGGUAUUAUCACUUGCUUAAACUUCAAUGGGCCUCAACUUUAUGUGUUGUAAAGUAGGACCAAUGGAGAGUCCCUCGGUAAUCUUCUAAGUGGAAUGCUGCAUGUUUUGUAAUGUAAGGUAAUGUUAAAGUGCGUCAUGUUUGAGUUGGCCAAUGUGUCUUGUUAAUGCUAUCCCAGGUGUCUUCUGGACCCAAGUGAACACUAUGGAAACUGCCAUAGACAUUAGAAGGAUUUUGACUGCUCAUAAUAAACAGCUGACUGUUUUAAUAGUA